Tachyglossus aculeatus (Australian echidna) is the source of this 5861-nucleotide messenger RNA. It is a transcript of the gene ZFPM1, whose product is annotated as zinc finger protein, FOG family member 1. Gene Ontology annotation, cellular component: nucleus. Gene Ontology annotation, molecular function: RNA polymerase II-specific DNA-binding transcription factor binding. NCBI's taxonomy places the organism in Eukaryota, Metazoa, Chordata, Mammalia, Monotremata, Tachyglossidae. The record is from RefSeq and is a predicted model, not a curated record. Gene Ontology annotation, biological process: negative regulation of transcription by RNA polymerase II; positive regulation of transcription by RNA polymerase II; erythrocyte differentiation.
AGGGCUCCGCAGCCCCCCGGGGCCAGCUUGGGGGCCGGGGCGGGCAUGAGACGUUGCUGCCCCCGCGCCCCCGGCACCCGUGCCCCCGCUCUGACCCGCCGCCAGCCCGGCAGUUAGAGGCAGCAGGGAGGGAGCCGACCCACCGCCCGCCCGAGAGAUGUCCAGGAGGAAACAGAGCAACCCCAGGCAAAUCAAGCGUUCCCUAGGUGACAUGGAGGAAGGAGAAGACAACCAGGCUGAGGACAUCAGCCAGUCUGAGAGGGAAGGGGACACUUCGGACCCUGAGGCUUCUGCAGAGGGUGAUGCCCUGAGCUCCCCUGCCAGCAUUGAAUCGGAGGCCAAAGAAGUCCUGGAGAGUCCCAAGGAUCCAGAGAAGCAGGAGCCUGACAAAGACCCAAAGGAGGCAGACCCGUGGAAUGGGCCUGAUGAAUUGGAGCUGAUCCUGGUGGAAGGGGAGAGCAGAGUGCGGGCCAGGCGGAGCCUUCCCGAAGGACUGUGUUGGGGCCCAUUCAGUGGAAACAUCCAGAGUGAACAGGCCUCCCCUGGGCGAGGCAAUCCGAGCCCGCCCCUGACCCUGCUGCUGGGUGAUGAGCACUGCUGGCUGACGAGGCUCCCUCUGGUCUCCAGCGAAGCUGAAGCCAACUCGGUGAUCUACAGGAAGGAAGAGGCCGUUUGGUGCAAGACAACGAAGCCCGUGUCCGGAGAGGAGCUGAUGACCACCUUCAUCAUGGCUGAGCCCCAGGGGAUCCCCAACCACACAGUGAAGACGGAGCCCGGAGAUCCCACCUACCCCGUGACCCUACAUUCGGAAAUUCAGCUUCUGCCCCAGCAGGCUGGCAUGGCUGCCAUUCUGGCCACCGCCGUAGUCAACAAGGACGUCUUUCCCUGCAAGGACUGCGGCAUCUGGUACCGGAGCGAGAGGAACCUGCAGGCCCACCUCAUGUACUACUGCGCCAGCCGCCAGAGCUCCAGCUCCCCAUCCGCGGAGGAGAAGCCCAAGGACACGUACCCCAAUGAGCGCAUCUGCCCCUUCCCCCAGUGCAAGAAGAGCUGCCCCAGCGCCAGCUCUCUGGAGAUCCACAUGCGCAGCCAUAGCGGAGAGAGGCCGUUUGUCUGUCUGAUCUGUCUGUCGGCGUUCACCACAAAGGCCAACUGUGAGAGACACCUGAAGGUGCACACAGACACACUGAAUGGAGUCUGCCACAGCUGUGGCUUCGUCUCGACCACCCGGGAUAUUCUGUACAGCCAUCUGGUGACCAAUCACAUGAUCUGCCAGCCGGGAUCCAAAGGCGAACUAUACUCCCCCAACUCAGGGCUCCCAGCCACUAAGCCGGCCCCCCCAGCAGGUCUGGCCCAGGGGAGGAUCACCCCAGUCCUCAAAUGCAGCGUCCCCAGCCUCGCCGCCGACAGUCUCCCCAGCCUCCAGCAGCAUGUGAUCCCGCACGGUCCCCCGGUGGCCCCCGCCCCUGGCCCGGGGCCCCUACAGCCCGAGUCCCCCCCUGCCACCCCGGACCCCGUGGGCCGGAGACCCCGGGCCGAGAUGGAGAAUGGAGACGCCCCCGGGGAGGGCUGCUCUUCCGCCUCGUCCUCAGCCAGCGAGGAGGCGAUGCCAACCAUGAGCGUCAAACAGGAGCUCGAGGAGAGCCAUGGCGCCGGGCCAGAGGGGGCCACGGGCCGCUGCCCAGGAGAGCCCGGACCCUCCUCCAGGACCCCGUCCCCGCACAGCCCGCCGUUGGUUAAGGUGAAGUCGGAGCUGGCCAGCCCCACCCCAGGGUCCAGCCCGGUACCCAGCGAGCCCUGCCCAGGCCACGCCGGGGGCACCGUCUUCCUCCCGCAGUACCUGUUCAGUCCCGAAGCCUCCGUGGUCCCCCAGGCCUCGGAGAUCCUAGCCAAGAUGUCCGAGCUGGUGCACAGCCGGCUGAAGCAGGGGCACGGCGGGGGCGGCGGCCCCCCGGCCCUGUUCGCCGGGACCCCCGUGCCCAAGGGGGCCACCUGCUUCGAGUGUGAGAUCACCUUCAACAACAUCAACAACUACUACGUGCACAAGCGGCUCUACUGCUCCAGCCGCCACCUGCCCGAGGACGGCCCGCCGGGAGUCCGCAAGCCCAAAAGCGCGGGCCCCAGAGGCUCCCCGGGGGCAGCCCCUGCCCGGGCGCUCCUGUCCCCGCAGCCACCCGAGGGCCAGGGGGCACCCACACCCCCGGAUGGGGGGGACGAAGGGGACACCCGCUCCCCGCCCGGCCCCGAAGCCAGAGCGGAGGAGGGCGGCCGGCCCAGGGGGGCCUCCCCGGAGGCGGACGGAGCCGGGCGGGGGAGCGAGGGCAGCCAGAGCCCCAGCAGUUCCGGGGGCGACCCCGACGACGACCCCACCAAGACCGUGUGCGAGGCCUGCAACAUCCGCUUCAGCCGCCACGAGACCUACACGGUGCACAAGCGCUUCUACUGUGCCUCGCGGCACGACCCCCCGCUGCGGCGGCCCGGCUCCACCGCCAAGGUGGCCUUCCUGCCCCAGCCGGUGCGCACCCGCAAGCGCCGCAAGCUCUAUGAGAUCCACGCCGCCACCGUGGCCACCGCCGCUGCUCCCGGGCCGGCCCUCCUGCCGGCCCCUCUCCCCCAUCGCCGCCCCCAGCCACCUGGGGCUGACCCCACUGCCACCGCCACCUCUCCCCAGCGGGGCCCCGGCCCGGCCGACCCUCCCGCCCCGCUCCCCGGGGCCACCACCGCACCCGCCUCCGCCCCUUCGCCGAGUUCCGGCCCGGACGCCGAGGGCCCGAUUGACCUGAGCAAAAAACCCCGCCUGCGCAGCGGGGAGGUCCAGCCGGCAGCACCGCCACCCCCACCCCUCCUCCCGCUGGCCGACUACCACGAAUGCACACCCUGCCGGGUCAGCUUCCACAGCCUAGAGGCCUACUUGGCUCACAAGAAGUUCUACUGCCCCGCUGCCCCCCUCCAGCAGAGCGCCCUGGAGCAGCUACACAAGGUCAAGAGCCUCCCCAGGCUCCGACCCGCUGGGGCUAGUGCCCAAGGGUUUGCUGGGGAGGAGCCCGAGGGUCCUCCCGGGGCCCGGGUGAAAGUGGAGAAGGGGGCCGGCCCGGCCAAGGCCCCCAGCCUGCCAGCCGCGUUCCCCGCGGGGGACGUUCUACAGCGCUUCCUGGGCCCUAAGGCCCUCCACCUCCCCGAAGGGAAGGCCCCCCAGCUGGUCGUGUGUCCAUACUGUCCCCUCAAUGGGGCCGUCAAGGGAGACCUCAUCGAGCACUUCCGUCACGCCCACGGCCUCUUUGUGGCCCAGCCGUUGGCAGGACACGUACUGGCCGAGGCCUCCGGCCCUCUGGCCCGGACGCCAGCUGGCAGUGGGGCAGAGAAUAGCCUGCCCACUCCUCUCCCGCUUCCCCCCCUGGCCUCUUCUUCCACCGUCUCUUCCUCUUCCUCCUCGUCUUCCUCCUCCUCCUCCUCAUCCUCAUCCCCACAGCCAGGCCCCAGGCUCUCCAGGGACAGCUUCAAUGGCCAAGACCCCAAGGAGCCCCCCAUCUCCUCCAAUGGCAGUCCUGUGCCUGCUGGCUCCCCCAGGCCCGUCCUGCCUCUCUCCCCAACGGGCCCCUCCCUGCCGCUGUCACCAGUGCCUGAAGCCCCCCUCCUCAAGCCCCCCACCCCGCCCGUGUUCACGGACAAGAGCACCCAGCCCCCACCAACCAAGAGCCUCCCGGCCAACGCUCCCAACGGCAACCACAGAUACUGUCGCUUGUGCAACAUCAAGUUCAGCAGCCUGUCCACCUUCAUAGCCCACAAGAAGUAUUACUGCUCCUCUCACGCCGCGGAGCACGUAAAGUGAGCUCUGCCCUGGCUCCUCCCUCCACACUACAGUCGGGGCACACGCAUGACCUGCUCCAUCCUCAACAUGGCAGGCACCCCCCCAGCCCCGGCCAGGGCACCACCUCCCACGGGAAGAUAGGAGUAAUUAGGUGCCCCUGAGGCUGCCCCUCGGCUCCCCCAGCUCCCCUCCCCACGAUGGCCUAGGGCCGGAUUUGAGGUCAAGGCAGCUGGGCUGGGUGCAUAUGCUCUUCCUUUCCUCCUCCGGUAAAGCACAAAAGACCCUCCUGGGCACACAGACAAGCCUGCCCCGACCCUUCCCCAAGCCAUCCCUGAAUCCUCCCCGGUAUCCUGUGGCUCCAAGGAGAGGGCGUGCUCUCUGCUGACGUGCCCGCCAACUUCUGGCUGUCAUGAGGGGGUGUGCGAAUGUGGGCGGGGGGGAACCGGUGGAGAGGGUGGGUGUGGGUUGUCGAGUCCUUAGGCACUUACUAAAACAAUGCAAUGGGCCAUGAACGAUCAUAGAUAUCUCAGUUUUCUGGGAGGCAGGAGUGAGGAGAGGAAAAGGGUUUUCCCAGGCAGCAGCAAGUGUCCAUUACACCCCUACCCUCAGGGUGGCACUGGCCGGGCCAGGCAUGGACCAUCCCCCUGGUCAGGGGAGAAUUUUCCAGAUCCCUUCCCUCACUACCUGUUUUCAUUUCACCUCAUUUGCUGUUCCUGCAGUCAGAGGCCCAACAAGGGAUUGGGAUCCCUGCCUUCUAACCCCAGCUCUGCCCGGUUUUCUCAAGGGCAGGCCGUUGGCCCCUGACAGGGAAGGGCUGGGCAGGCCGUGAAGACUAAUCAGGCAAUGGGCGGGUCUCUGCUCUUCUCCCCCACAAUGACCUUCCUCAGGUAACUGGCCACCUGCCCAUUUCCCCCACUCCAACUUUGAUUCAGGUGCUUGGCAAGUGAUUAAAGCAGGUGAGCAGAUGUGGCCUGUGGCAAGAUCAGGGGCCAGGAGUUUCACCUGUUUCUUCUCCAGAUCUAAUCCUCAGUCUAGAGCUGGGGUGGCUGAUGAGCAGGAGAAUUCAGGCAGCCUCCCUCUGGGCCCCUAUCAUGGGGAGAGCAGGGUGGGUCCCCCAGGCUAGAAAUUGGCCCUUCCGAUCCAUAGUGGCCCUGGCGGGGACAGGCCAGAUUGGGUGACUGAAGCAGACCUUGUAUUGGGCAUCCUGCCAGUCUCUCUCCUGCCAAUUCUCCCAUCAUCCCCCCCCAGUAUAGUGCAAUCAGAAACAAGUGUCCACAGCAAUAUUUUGCCCACCUCCAUAUCUCAAAGCACUUUACUAAUGGGAACUAGUUGUCCCCUGACCCCCCUGCCCUUCCAGGGGGACCACAGGGGAGAGAGGUAGCAGGACAGAGGGGUGAACUCCUGCCCCAGGCCUGCCUUGACCCUCCAGGCUCAGGGAAGGGAGUGUGGCCACGGUGUGAACAGUAUCAAGGUCCGUGGUGAGGGAGAGGGAAGCAAGGAGCCAGGAGGCAAAGACUUGGAACUUCCAAUCCCCAUCACCAGAAAGGGGCCGACACUUGCACGAUUUUCUCCUCAGUCUUUCAGGUAAGGGAGGGUACAACUUGAAGGUUUUUCUCUCCACACCCAGACCCCCAGGAUCUCUCCCAGCUUGUGCCUUUGGGAGAUUCUCUGAAACCCAUUGCUUACAGUUAAGGAGGAGGCCUCGAAAGACCUUAGAAAAGGGUGUUGGAGGCCCUUCACGGAGCAGAAUCCUGAGCCAAACUCAGCCCGGACGCAAUCGUCAGUGGAGAUUAGGGGGCGAGCCCAGCCGGAGGAGGUGGGCUAUAGAUGUGGGGCUUCUUGGGGGACCUCGAGCCCUGAGCUGGCUGGAACUGCCUCAGGAGUCAGGAGCAGGGAGAAGGAAGGUCCAUCCCUCCUAAACUUUCACCAGCGGGUGACGGCCAACUGAUACGGACUGGAAAGCAAACAGGGCAGCACUGAAGGAGAGAUUGCCCCAUGCGCUUGGGAAUUGCUGUGUGUAUAGGUUUGUACAUAAAUAAAUAUGUCUAAUAAA